AAUUUUUAAAAUUUGUUUAUCUUACAAAUUCGGUUAUUUUAUUUAAAAAUAUCACAACAGUUAAUAUAAUACUCAUCAUAGAAUUAUGUGAUUUAAAUUAGAAUUAUUCUUAUUUAUUUUUCAGUUAAGACAUUAGUGACAAUUUAUUAUUAUCUGCCAAAAUUUUAGUGUCAUUGAUCACAAAUCAGAAAUAAUGCCAGUUUUAAAAGUUAAUAAGUAAAAGAUGGAGAAAAAUGACAAAGAAAAGAGUGAAGGAGAAGAUUCUUCAACAAAACAGGUGUUAGAAUAUUAUCAAAAAUACUCCCAAAGUAAACAACUGCCAAAAUACUUCUCUGGAACUUCCAUUUCAUAUUUACCUCAAAUUGUAGAUGAUGAACCCUCUGCAAGAAAACGAGAUAUAAUAUAUCCGACAAGAGAUGUUACUACCAUCCCUCCAAAGCAAUAUGAGAAACCCGAGCCAAAUCCUGAAAUGCUGUCUCCCACUGAAUCUGUAGCCUCAAAUAAAAAGUUAGAAUGGGAUAAUUUGGGUGAUAUCGGCUACAAUAAUGCUAAAAGACUUCACAAAACUGCUUCAUUACCAAUAUUAACACAACAUCCAAUCAUUAAAAUUGAUGACAUACCUAAAAGUCCAACGGAUAAUGUGAAAAUAGUUAUUUAUCCAUAUACAAGCAGUUCCGAAGACAAAACUAGCGAAAAAAAUACCGUACAGUCCUCAUCAUCAUCUCCUUUUAUGGAAAAGGAAAUACCAUCCUCAUCGGGUACAACUUCUUUUCAUUCUAGUGAAAAACAAAAAUUGCUAAGCUCAGAUUCAGAUUCUUCUCUAAACAAUAGCAAAAUUUUAGAGUUUAAAAAAAGUUUGAACUAUAUAAAGAAGAAAAUUGGACUUCCAGAUGCCCACUCUACACCUCAUGAAACUGGCUCUCCCAAUAUCGAGUGCCAAGUAAUAAAUGAAACCCCCUUAGUCAAAAAAACUGAUAAACCCAUUAAAAAUAUUUUGAGAGAUAUUCAGAUUGAGAAUGAAAACGUAAAAAGUAACAUGUUAAUGAAACCUACAAACAGUGGAAUAACUUUUCCAGCUAAUUCCAAUAAGAAAAAUGUAAAUUUGUGCCUUACGAAACCUAUCUUAGUAGAUUGCUUGCCAAAAACAAAUAAGAAGCAAUACGCAGUUGGCGUUCAAACUGGGAGUAGUGUGGUUGACUGUAAGUCUCCUCCAGAACCAAUUGAGUUAAUUACUUUCUAUAAAGAGCCUGACAAUAAUAAAACUAGUGAUUCUGGAAAAUCAAGUAGCUCCAAUGGUGUUGCAUCUAAAUGCGAUAGUUUUGAAUAUGUCAAAAGUAGUAAUAAUGGACAAAAUAUUUCUAUGAGAUCUGAAAGUAAUCCUAUCGAAAUUGCAGAAGGUCAUAUAACUGACAACAAUAAAGAAAAUUCUAAUAAUUCUGAAAACUCUGAAGCUGCAACAAAUAAUCAAGAAUUGGAAACUCACUGUACAAAAUCUGAUGACAUAGAAAAGCACAUAUAUGUUUUACAAAGAUUAAUAAGGUCAAAGAAAUAUGAUUCCUCAGCCAAAAGAAAAUAUAUCAGAAAAAUUUUACAAAAAAUAACCGAAUCUAAAUACCUAGAAGACUCAAGUACAAGUUCUGAUCUGUUUUAUCCUAAAACAGACCCUUCGAAAAUUCUUCAUGAUCAAAUUAAAAAUUCUUCAUUUAAAAAUGAAAAUACAUCAUCCUCUUACCAAUCUCAUGAAGACAAAAAAGUAUCUCCCAAAAAGAAAGCAUCUGAAAGCACAGACUCUGAUAUAUCUCAUGAAAGAGAACAAAAAAUAGAAAUUAAACCUUCAACUUCUAAAUCGGCUACAUUUGGUUACAGAAAAGAAAGUAAACUAGCACCAAAGAAGAAAUUAGAUAGUACCAAUCUUCUUAGUAAACCUUCUAUCCAAUCUGAAGUACCUGUGAGUAAAAGAACAAAAAGAACUCCAUUUACAGUUACUAGAGAACCUAACGACACUGAUAAAUCUUCAUCUCCACAGUCACAUCAAAACUGGAAAGAGUGUAAAACCGUAUCAGAGAAAAUGUUCGAAAACAGUAGACAAGUCAUUGGAGCUGGUGAUCAAGUAACACAAUUUGCUGAUAAAGAAAGACAGUACCAGCUUAACUGGAUAGAUAGAGAAAUUAAUCAUUUGGGGAAACUAAAGAGCAUUUUAGAAAAACACAAAGAACCUUAUCCUCUACCAGAAAAUUUAAAGAAAAUGACACAUGUUUACAUGGUCACAGCUGAUAAUAACGAUGCUGUUCAUAGAAACUAUGUUAUAGAAACUAAACUCGGAACUGGAACUUCUCGGCAAAGAAAUUUUAGAAUCAAUGGAGAAAACUAUAUUGUUGAAGAUCCAAAUGUUCAUAGUCAAGAUAAUAACCAAGCGCCUCCUUUAGUUGCAGAUAUCCAAGUCUUAGCUACAGAUAAAACCACAAAUAUUAAAGUUACUGCAUUCUGUAGUGUUUGCAAGAGAUCGCCAUGUGUUUGUGUUACAGACUUCUUACAAGGAAUAAGUAACCCAUUUAAAGUCAGUGAUAAUAAAGUACAAAAACAUUUAAACGACAAAGCCAAAUCUUAUUCGAGCACUUGUUCUUGUAAUACUACUGCUAGUUCCACAGCUACCAGCAGAGAUUCUUCACACACUAUAUGUAUUCAUUGCCAUAGAGCACCCUGUACAUGCUGUUCUUGCAAAAAAACUCAUGACGUAAAAACAUGCUCAGUUUGUCAGCUGUAUUCCUGUAUGUGUGUCAUAAGUCCAAAAGAUUCAUAUGUGGGAACAUUCAUACCAACUAAGAAAUCAUCAGAAGGAUCUCAGAAGAAAGUCUGCAGUUUGUGUAAAGCUUUAUCUUGUAUGUGUAGCGUCGAAACAAAAUCAAGAAAAUGUUCUACAUGUACUACUUACCCCUGCAUAUGCAAAAAAAUUUCUACCAAAACGAAAAAAUCAGAAUGCAAGUGUAAAAGCACACCAUGUACCUGUUCAGGUCUUUCCUUUAAAUCAGCAAAAACCGUUUGCUCCAAAUGUGGAAUUUCAUCUUGUAUUUGUCCGUUAUCUUCCAGAACCACUAGUUCUACUACGAGUACAGUAGAUACAGACUUAUUAAGAAAAUUAUUUUCUGAUUGCAAAUGUGGAGCUUCUAGUUCGUGUAGUUGUGAGUUUGUAAAUAAAUUACUACAACAUUUUAACAAAAAAGAUGUUGAAGUUUACACUAGAGCACUUAGCAAUGAAUGUACUGAUGUUGGCACACAAAAUCUUGUACCUGUUGAUGAUAAAAGAGUUCAGGAUGUAUUGCUCACACAAGAAAAAUAUGUUCAACCAAAGUUUACAAAAACGGACUGUAGUUCGCAAACAGAUACGCUUAAGUCACAUUCUAAAGUUGUUUCAACAGAAGGAGCCGAAUGUAUCAAUGAAUUAGUCCAAGCAGGUAUUCGUGAUGAAAGCACAGGAACUAUUCACAGUGCAGCGACAACUACUGAAACUGUUGCACCAUUAGGUAGGACAAGUUCUUUAGAUUCAAGAAAGUCAUCUAUUGGAUCAGAUGCAAAUAGACAUAUUAGCAUUCAAUCUGAUGUAUGUUCAAAAGAAAAAGCAACAUAUUCUCAUGAUCUUCCUGAACGUGUUGACAAAUCUGUAGGUAAGACCACUGAUGAAUGUGGUACACAAUCAAUUAAAAUUUCAAGAAAGUCAUUUACUGAGUCAGAUACAAAUAAACACAUUAGCAUUCAAUCUGACGUAUGUUCAAAAGAAAAAGCAACAUAUUCUAAGGAUCCUCCUGAAACUGUCAGUAAGUCUGUUGGUAAAUCCACUGAGGAAUGUAGUACACAACAUGAACGAAAAAAAGGAUACUUCGCUAAGUUGACUGAAAGAGGAGUAAGUGGUUCAAACAAUAAUAUUGAAUCAGUUGAUAAAGAUAUUGAAGCAAGAGUCUCCCAAGUUUUAAAAGGAACUGAUACAUGUACUCCGCGAGAAACUGCUGAUAAAGGUGUAUGCCAUAAGCCAUCACUUGUCGAUCAAGAAACUGAUUAUAGUCCUAGAAUAGUAUCCGUUGAGCAAGGAACAUGUCCAAGAUCUGCUGAAAGCUCUGCAAGAGUAUCCAUCGACACAGGAACUUGUCACAGCCCUGUGGUUGAUAAAGAGUUUCAGACUACUGCUAAAACGCUUGUAGAUCAAGGCACUGGAGACCAAAAAGCAAGUGACCAAUGCCACAAAUCACUAAAUGCUCAACAUACCCCACCGAUGUUCUAUGAAACUGACGUGGGUGUGUCUACUGUAUCUGAAAAGCAUAGAAGAGGAGCAACCUCAACUGGUGGUUCUAAAAAAUCACGCUCACGGUCGUCAGAAAGUAAAGAAAUUGGAAAUAGCGGUUUUAAUACAAGUUCAGGUAAGAAAUCUAAGGUCCCCCAUUCUGAAAAAACUACAGUUACUUCUUCAGAAGCCGAAGUUGGUCCAAGCCUUAAGCACCAAAAAAUCAGCGAUGAUAUUAGUACAAGUACAAAUAAAUUAAAAGUCUCUAGUUAUGAACAAACUACAAUUGCAUCGUCAGAAGCCAAAGUAGGUCCAAGUACUACCCACAGAAGAUUAAGUGAUAAAAUUGGUACAGAUACAGUUAACUUAAAAGCCUCUAGUGGUGAACAAACCGUAUUGACAUCGCCAGAUGCCAAAGUUGGUCCAAAUGUUACCCUCAGAAAAACUAGUGAUGAUAUAAGUGCAAGUACAGAAAAAUUAAAAGCCUCUAGUUGUGAACAAACUACAUUUACUUCGUCAGAUGCCAGAGUUGGUCCAGUUCUUACACAAGGUGGUGAUAUUUGUACAAGUACUGAUAAAUUCACAUCUUCAGACGCUAAAGUUGGUCCAAUUCGUGGACAAAGUGGUGAUAUUUGUACAAGUACUGAUAAUUUAAAAGUCUCUAGUUGUGAACAAACUAUAUUUGCAUCGUCAGAUGCUCAAGUUGGUCCAAGUCUUAGACGCAGUGAUGAUAUUUGUACAAGUACUGAUAAAUUACAAGUCUCUAGUUGUGAACAAACUAUAUUUGCAUCGUCAGAUGCUCAAGUUGGUCCAACUGUUAGACGUAGUGAUGAUAUUUGUACAAGUACUGAUAAAUUUUCAUCUUCAGACGCUAAAGUUGGUCCAAUUCGUGGACAAAGUGGUGAUAUGUGUACAAGUACUGAUAAUUUAAAAGUCUCUAGUUGUGAACAAGCUAUAUUUGCAUCGUCAGAUGCUCAAGUUGGUCCAAGUCUUAGACGCAGUGAUGAUAUUUGUACAAGUACUGAUAAAUUACAAGUCUCUAGUUGUGAACAAACUAUAUCUAUAUCAUCAGAAGCCAAAGUUGGUCCAAGUCUUAGACACAGUGAUGAUAUUUGUACAAGUACCGACAAAUUAAAAGUUUCUAGUCGUGAACAAACUACAAGAGUUAAGAGUAAAAAACGCAGAGAAAUUGAUAUUGACAGUUUAAAGAAAAACCUUAACUCCAGAGGUAUUCAGACGGAGUUACUCUCAAAUGAUAUUCGAUCAAUAGAUAGUUUCGCAUGCAUUUGUCCUUCUCAAAGUAGUAUUGAAAAGUCUCCGUGUUAUUGUUGCGGAGACAAAAGGAAGAAAAAAUCCAAACAUAUGUUGAUAUGUGCUCCUUCAGAGGACUCUCAUAAAAGUCGAAAAGUUAAAACUUAUUAUAUAAAAGAAGCAAGUUUAAAGAAGAGUGGCCGUCGAAGAUGCUACUCUUCGUGUGCAGAACGCGUUUGUUGUAGAACUAGAUCUAAAUCAGUUUUAAAAGAAUCCUGUUGCUCAUGUCAUUGUGAGAGCAAAAAGCCUAGGUGUUGUUGUCAAAAUGAAAAGCUUAACAAUUGUACCGAAGCAUGUAGUGCUGCUACCCCUCAAAAAACCCCCAUUUCGACUGACGACUCACCCACCGAUUCAGUAUACACAAACUCAUCCGCACAUAGCACGUGUUGCUGCUGUGGGAACAAGGUGCCAUUGGAACAGAUAUCCUUAUUGCGGAGCAAUAACAAACAGUUUUCCGUUUGCGAGGUGUGCCUCAAGAAACGGCCCAUAUUAACGACUAUAUGUUUCGCUAAUCCAGAAGAUACCACCACCGAAUCUUCAACCCCUUCCAAAACUGUAACAGACCACUUUAGACGCGCUGAAAACUAUUGUACCUGUAAAAAAUCUGUGAAAACUAAGAAUUUUGAAUACUGCCAACAUUGUAGACAACAAUUGAAAAAAACUCAAAAAAAUCGGAACGGAAUAGCGUACACUUUGACGUUAGAAGAUGAAACACCUGAAAAGUUUAAAUCUAGGUCAAAGAAGAAAAUAAAAAAGCUUGAAGAAAUCAAAAUUAAAGUGCCGAAUCCUUUCAAUCGAAAGCAACACAAAAAUAGGGAAAAUAAUUAUAGGAAAGAUGAAGAUAAAAUGAAGAGGUUAGAAAGUGCAGAAGAUAGUGAAAAUAUUGAUAUUAUGAACAAUGGGAAUUAUUCAAGUGAUGAAGUAUGUAAAACUAUGAAUAACGGAAAAGAGAAUAAGCAAUGUUAUUCCUUACAAGAAUAUUUGCAAAAAAAUCGUCCUCAUUUUGUGGAUGCAGCUGAGUACCGAAGGCUGGCACUUAUAAACAACAAGAUAGAAAGAGAGUUAAAUAAGGAUGACCAAAAAUUAAAAUUUUUGGAAGAAAAUGCUAACAAUAAUAGACUGAAACGUCAGAAGCUAUUCACCGAACAGGAGAUGAGAGAAAUAACCAAAAGAAAUUACAAAAAAUUACCAGAAGUACAACAAAAGCUAACUAACCAAAGAAAAGAGAAAUUAAGGAGUGCUGAUAGAUUUAUGGCAGAUACGUUAAAUAGGAAAAUCCAAAAUUUUGUUUUGAAAGGCAAAAGGAGUUUUCCUAUAGAUACAAAUGUUGUAAACGUUUUGUGAAGUUUGUUAUGUAUUAUGAAGUAAUUUAUUAUCAAAAUUGUACACUCAAAGAAUUGUAAAGUUAUUAUGUAUUAAACAAUUUCAUAUUUUUCUAGUAAA
Diabrotica virgifera virgifera (western corn rootworm) is the source of this 7027-nucleotide messenger RNA. RefSeq lists its product as uncharacterized. Lineage: Eukaryota; Metazoa; Arthropoda; Insecta; Coleoptera; Chrysomelidae. The record is from RefSeq and is a predicted model, not a curated record. The transcript is spliced from 9 exons. Bases 224 to 6928 code for a protein of 2234 amino acids.